AUGAUACACCAAAAAUCAAGGGUGAAAUGGACUUUGGAAGGUGACCUAAAUACCAGGUUUUUUCAUGCAUCAUUAAAGUCGCGCAUUAGAAACAACUCAAUAUCAACAAUUAAAUGGGGCAACCGGUUGAUUGAAGAUCCCACAAAUAUUAAGGUUUCUGCUGUGCAAUUUUUUAAGGAGAAGUUUCAAAGUAUACUGGUGAAGCGUCCUAAGCUGGACUUGCAUGAUGUGGUUAAGCUUAGUUCAGUGGAGAAGGAUAUGUUGGAGGUUGAUUUCAUGAAAAAGGAUAUGUAUGAAGUAGUCUUUGAAUGUGAUGGUAAUAAAUGCACUAGCGCAGAUGGAUACAAUUUCAAAUUUCUGAAACAUUGUUGGGAGAUUGUGGGAUCUGAUGUGACAAAUAGUGUGUUAGAAUUCUUUAACACAACUUCCUUGCCCAAGGCCUUUGUAUCAUCAUUCAUUGCGUUGGUGCCUAAGGUGGAUAAUCCACUUUGCUUUGAUGAGUUCAGACCAAUCAAUUUGACAGGUUGUAUCUUGAAAGUGGUUUCAAAGUUGUUAUCUAAAAGGCUAAACUGA
Lathyrus sativus (Indian pea) is the source of this 573-nucleotide messenger RNA. The record is from the annotation of a GenBank genome assembly. NCBI's taxonomy places the organism in Eukaryota, Viridiplantae, Streptophyta, Magnoliopsida, Fabales, Fabaceae.